UCUCUCUCUCACACACACACGCCACAUGGCAGAUCCAGAGAGCCAGAACAGGCCGCUUGCACCACCAUCCGUACCAAAAAGCAACGAUGAGCUCUACGCCGCCGGAAUCACACCGUUCAAAAAACGCAAGCAUGAGGAAAGCAGCAAGUGUCUCGUCUACCUACUCGCCGCCGUGGUUUUCGCCGGCGUAAUCUUCUUAAUUUUCGGUUCCGUUUUCCUCCGCGUCGUCAAUCCGAAACUCCGUCUAACUUCCGUCGAAAUCCAAAACUUUCAAUCCGGCGCCACUAAUACAUCACAGUCACUAAACGUAACGAUGCUAACGAGAGUAACGGUGAUUAACGGAAACUUCGGCCGGUACGAUUUCGAAAACUGCAACGCCGUCGUUUUGUAUAGAGGCGUUACGAUCGGAAGCGGAGAUGUUUCCGGCGGAAAAGUAGGUGCGAGAACGAGAGAAUCGAUGAGUGUUACGAUGAGAAUUGGAACUGAGAAUUUGAAUGUUACUGAUAGUAGUAUUUUUAAUAAUAAUAAUUCGAGUAAUACUGAAGUAGUCGAGAUUAGCAGUUACGCGAAGAUGACAGGUAGAGUCCGUGUUAUGAAGAUUGUGGAUCGGAGGAAGACUAUUGAGAUGAAUUGCACGAUGGAAUUGAAUUUGGUUAGAAGGUCGGUUAGGAUUUCGUUAUGUGCGUCAUGAGAAAUAUACGUGUACGUAUAGAUAUAUUCUGUGUAUGUAUAGGUUUUAAUAUACGGGAUUACAGGGUAUAAAGUUGUAUGGAUAUAUAGGAAAGAUUUGAUCAAAAGUUUGUUACGUACAGUAUGAUUGGAUAUUUGAUAACAUUUUUUUGAAACUUAAAA
Messenger RNA from Erigeron canadensis, 852 nucleotides. RefSeq names its product late embryogenesis abundant protein At1g64065. The transcript has a single exon. The coding region runs from base 26 to 691 and encodes 221 amino acids. NCBI's taxonomy places the organism in Eukaryota, Viridiplantae, Streptophyta, Magnoliopsida, Asterales, Asteraceae. The record is from RefSeq and is a predicted model, not a curated record. Gene Ontology annotation, cellular component: plasma membrane.